AUGCCACCACGAAGGGAUCUCGGGGAGAGUUCUAGCUCCAAUCUCGUGGAAAGGGAUCAGGAGCAAGUUGAGGAAGAUGUCUUGUUGCGUGUUUUAGUCCCACCAAGUGGGGGACAAGCGAGGGGAACUAACGAGCCGCUUCCUCAGAUAAGUGAGGUUGUGCCACCACCGGCACCACCUCCAGAGAAAAGUGAGUCAGUAAAGACUCUUUACCACAUUGCAGAGUUUGUGAAGUUGAUGCUGACUUUGUUUAAGGGCGGCCCAGAUCCACUUGUUGUGGACAAUUUUAUGGAAAGGGUAGAGAAGCAUUUGAAUGCUAUGAACUUGGUGUCGGACAGGUUAAAGAUCAUUUUAGCUACUUACAAUUUUACAGGUGAUGCUAAGAUUUGGUGGAAGACCGUUUCUCACAUCCACAAUUUGGACACAAUGACCUAUGAUGCAUUCAAGAAGUUGUAUUAUGAGAAAUACUUUCUGGCACCUAAGUGGAGAGAAUUAAAGAAAGAGUUCGAUGUGAGAAAAACCUUAGUGGUUGAGGUCGAAAGCAAGGACAACAAGGCUAUUGCGGAGUCCUAUAAGCACAACGGGAGCAUGAGUGUUAUUUCCGAGGGUCAAUCACAUAAGAAGCAGAGGAAUGAACCGUCAGGAUUUAAGGGACAACAGUCAGCCAGAUUUGUACCUGCAGCUUCAGUGUCUAUCAGGUCUUCUAGUCUGAAUGUUACUUGUUUCAGAUGUGGACAGCCAGGACACUACAAGUCCCAGUGCACUCAAACUCAGACGGUGUCGAGUGGAUGCUUUGGUUGUGGCCAGCAGGGCCAUAGGGUGAGAGAUUGUCCAUGA
Cornus florida is the source of this 837-nucleotide messenger RNA. RefSeq lists its product as uncharacterized. Bases 1 to 837 code for a protein of 278 amino acids. Gene Ontology annotation, molecular function: single-stranded RNA binding; zinc ion binding; translation regulator activity. Gene Ontology annotation, cellular component: cytoplasm. The record is from RefSeq and is a predicted model, not a curated record. NCBI's taxonomy places the organism in Eukaryota, Viridiplantae, Streptophyta, Magnoliopsida, Cornales, Cornaceae. Gene Ontology annotation, biological process: positive regulation of cytoplasmic translation. The transcript has 3 exons.